Cornus florida is the source of this 774-nucleotide messenger RNA. RefSeq lists its product as uncharacterized. The transcript has a single exon. NCBI's taxonomy places the organism in Eukaryota, Viridiplantae, Streptophyta, Magnoliopsida, Cornales, Cornaceae. The coding region runs from base 1 to 774 and encodes 257 amino acids. The record is from RefSeq and is a predicted model, not a curated record.
AUGGUUGUAGCCCUCGGUCCUGGUAAAUUCUAUGGCAGCAGCUUACCGAGGCCACGAUUCUACACCGAUGUGAAGCUCAACGACGAGCGAGUCGACCCACCAGUUCCCGUUCUCGAUCCGUUUUUGUCGUGGGCUGAAGAAGCUCACUGGUCGAUGGGCGGCCUGAGCUUCCAGCGCCACCGCCUCCAAGGCCGCAUUGAAGGCAACAUCAAAAGACUCCGAGCCCAACGCGAGAAGUUCCACAAGAAAAGAAUGCAAACAGCCACCACCACCACCGAUCAAAUCAAAGGUUCAGCCAGCAAAAGUGUGACCCCAUCGCCUCCUCCUGCUCCGAUUGCCGCCAAGCGGAGGCGAUUCAUGGCUUUGAUCGAUGAAGAUGAUGACGAAAACGAUAUGGGUAAUCGCGAAUCGGAGAGUGGAAAUGAAGAGAAAAUUGGUGGUGAACUGGGUGGUGGGGUUGGGGUUAGGCGGAGGUCGGCGAGGAAGCUUGGCGAUGAUUUUGAUCGGGUGGCGUCGGAGAGUGGUUUGGGGAAGAGCAAAGGAAGUCCCGUGAAGAGUUCGGGUGAUGGAUCCGACACGGUGGCGAAGCGGACUAGAAGUCGGAGGUCUGAGAAAGAGGAUGGUGAUGUGGUUGAGGAAGUCAAUGGAUCGAAUUCCAAAGGGAAGAAGCUGAAGCGUAAUGGAAAAGCUGAAACAGUUGGAGCAAAUGGAACUUCUACUCCUCCCAGUGGGACUAGGACUUCACCGAGAUUGGCAAGGCGUGGGUCGUCUUAG